Messenger RNA from Nestor notabilis (Kea), 2793 nucleotides. It is a transcript of the gene SMG8, whose product is annotated as SMG8 nonsense mediated mRNA decay factor. NCBI's taxonomy places the organism in Eukaryota, Metazoa, Chordata, Aves, Psittaciformes, Psittacidae. The record is from RefSeq and is a predicted model, not a curated record. Gene Ontology annotation, biological process: nuclear-transcribed mRNA catabolic process, nonsense-mediated decay.
CUGGUGAGCACCGUGUGCGACCGACAGGUCUUCCCCCUCUUUGAGGAGGACGACCUCGACCUGGCGGACGGCGCCCUGGGGGACGAUGUCGACCCGGCCGCCAAGGACUACAACCAGCUGCAGGCCUACUACAGCCAGGAGAACCGGGUGCUGUUCCUGGUGCUCACCUCCAUCUGUGACACGCCGCAGCUGCUGCGGGCAUGCGGGGACCUGGCGGCGGCCGAAUGAAGGGAGACCGGGCGGCCAUCACUCCGGCCCGGCCAUCCCUCCGGUGGCCCCUCCCCACUGUCCCACGCUGAGGCCCACGAGUUCUGGAAGCACCAGGAGAAGCUGCACUGCCUGAGCCUUCUCUACCUCUUCUCUGUCUGCCACAUUCUGCUGCUGGUGCACCCCACCUGCUCCUUCGAUAUUACCUAUGACCGCGUCUUCAGGGCGCUGGAUGGGCUGCGGCAGAAGGUCCUGCCCUCCCUGAAGGCUGCUAUCAAAGACUGCCCGAUUGGCAAGGAAUGGAAGCUUAACUGCAGGCCCUGCCCUCCACGCCUCCUCUUCCUCUUUCAGCUCAACGGAGCCUUGAAGGUGGAUCCCCUCCCAAGCAGGGGCCAGGACCCCUGUGGUCACCUGGAAAAGCCACCCCCCAAGAAGCACUCUCCCAAGAGGAGGCUGCAGCAUGCUCUGGAGGAUCAGAUCUACCGCAUCUUCCGCAAGAGCAGGGUGUUAACCAACCAGAGCAUCAACUGCCUGUUCACCGUGCCUGCUAACCAGGCGUUUGUGUACAUUGUGGCUGGUGGGGUCCUGGAUGGAGACGAUCCGGUGGCCAUGCUUCUUGACCAACUCAGGAACAACUGCACCAUGAGAGAGACUGACUCACUGCUGGCUCCCACACUGUCAGGACCCAGGAGGUAUCAGAUGAUGCGGCAUGGCAGGCAGCAGCUCUCCUUCCAUGCAGAGAGCAGCAGCAGCAGCUCCAGCUCCUCUGGGCAGCUUGUGGACUGCACCCUUAAGGAGUUCUUGUGGCAGCACGUGGAGCUGGUGCUCAGCAAGAAGGGCUUCGAUGACAGCGUGGGGAGGAACCCACAGCCCUCUCACUUUGAGCUCCCAACCUACCAGAAGUGGGCCGCUGCAGCUUUAAAACUGUAUGAAGUGACCAUUGAAGGCAAAGAUGAUGACCUGACCACUGGGGAGCUGAGCUCAAAGAUCAUGGGCAGCAUCAAAGUCUUGGAAGGCUAUUUAGAUAUAGACACCAAAUUCUCUGAAAACCGUUGCCAGAAAGCUCUCCCCAUGGCCCACAGCGCCUAUCAGUCCAAUCUGCCCCACAACUACACCAUGACAGUCCACAAGAACCAGCUGGCACAGGCCUUGCGUGUGUACAGCCAGCAUGCCCGUGGCCCGGCCUUUCAUAAGUAUGCCAUGCAGCUGAAUGAGGACUGCUACAAGUUCUGGAGCAACGGGCAUCAGCUCUGCGAAGAGAGAAGUUUAACUGACCAACACUGCGUGCAUAAGUUUCAUCUGCUCCCAAAAGCAGGAGAAAAGCCAGAAGCAGACAGAAAUCCUCCAGUUCUGUACCACAACAGCCGGGCUCGUUCCACUGGUGCCUGUAACUGUGGAAGGAAACAAGCUCCACGGGACGAUCCCUUUGAUAUCAAAGCAGCUAAUUAUGACUUCUACCAGCUGCUGGAAGAAAAAUGCUGUGGGAAACUGGAGCACAUCAACUUUCCUGUAUUCCAGCCAAGCACACCUGAUCCAGCGCCUGCUCGGGAUGAGUCGUCGCCUGCCCCUCCAGAAGGCGAGAUUGAAAAACUCAAAGAAAAAGAACCUCAGACUCAGGGGGAAAGCACAGGCCUGAGCUUAGCCCUCAGCCUGGGCCAGUCGACGGGCAGCUUGGGCACUUUCCCACCCGAUGCCCAGGGUGGAGGGGACAACACAGAAAGUCAUGGGCAGAGCGGGGACUCCAAAAGUGAGAAAAGGCCGAGUCUGGUUGAUCGCCAGGCCUCCACUGUCGAGUACCUCCCUGGGAUGCUCCACUCCAAUUGCCCUAAAGGCCUGUUGCCCAAGUUCUCCAGCUGGUCACUGGUUAAGCUGGGGCCUGCUAAGGCUUAUAAUUUCCACACAGGCUUAGAUCAACAAGGGUUUAUCCCAGGAACAAACUACUUAAUGCCUUGGGACAUUGUCAUCAGGACAAGAACUGAAGAUGAAGGAGACUUAGAUACCAAUUCCUGGCCUGCACCUAACAAGGCUGUGCCUGGAAAAAGAAGCACGGUUGUGAUGGGAAGAGGAAGACGGAGAGAUGACAUAGCCCGAGCUUUUGUAGGAUUUGAAUAUGAAGAUGCACGUGGAAGGAGGUUCAUGUGUUCAGGGCCUGAUAAGGUCAUGAAAGUGAUGGGAGGGGGGCCAAAGGAAUCUGCCAUCAAAGCCCUCAAUUCUGACAUGCCACUGUACAUCCUGUCCUCAACGCAGGGACGAGGACUGAAACCACAUUACGCUCAGUUCAUGAGGCUCUUCGUAGUGGUUCCUGAUGCUCCGCUGCAAAUUACACUAACGCCUCAGGUUCAACCAGGGCCACCACCUUGCCCUAUAUUUUACCCUGAGAAGCAGGAGAUAACCCUCCCAUCUGACGGACUGUGGGUUCUCAGAUUUCCUUAUGCAUAUGUUACAGAACGUGGCCCCUGCUUUCCUCCCAAAGAAAGCCAACAACUAAUGAGUUACAAAGUUCUCCGAGGAAUACUGAAAGUGGUUACACAAUAGGAUUAUUCUCGUAGAUUUGUUUUUGUUUUAAAAGACUAUCUUCAACCCAAA